Molecule: messenger RNA, 3575 nt
Organism: Gymnodraco acuticeps
Lineage: Eukaryota; Metazoa; Chordata; Actinopteri; Perciformes; Bathydraconidae
Exons: 4
Coding region: 1271-2884 (537 amino acids)
Source: RefSeq, a predicted model, not a curated record
AAAAAACGAUUCAAGCCCUUCUUAGACUUGACACAUUAAUAAUUGUUUCACUUUACUUAAAUAUUUUUAUUUAAGAAAUAAACCUAAGUAUAGUUCAUUAGUGUAACACAAAUUACAUUAAUCAAUUCACUUAUUAAAUGUAUUUAAGACAGAGCAACUCAAAAUGAAUUGUUUUCAUUUGGGACCGCCCCUUUGCACAUCACCUUUGCGCAUGCACAAGAUCCGUUCUGUCAUUUGCCGCCUUUUGUCUAACACUGACUGGAAACUGACUGGGGAAACUGACGGUGGAAAGUCUAUUAUUUGGUAAGUAUUUGUUUUUUCUAGUAGUUUAGAAUGUUCCCUGUUUCCAAGUAGGCCUAAUGCCUUUUCAUUAUAUCGACAAGAAUAUUUGAAACCACCGUGUUAUAUUUUGCUCCGUUUUUAGUUGGGUCUAAACAGCAAGCUAGCUAGCUUGCUAGAUAUGGUUAGCAUUGAAUACUGGAUAGUAGAGAUCAUUAGAUUAUAUUAAAUUAGAUGUCACGUUAUUGUCAUUGAACACAGUACACCGAAAUUCAGUUUAAAUUCAACCAAAAAAUGCAAAGAGUAAUUCAAGUGCACGAGGUAAAGCAGCAAGCUAGCUAGCUGGAUAACUGGUUUGUUAGCUAGCUUGCUAGAUACGGUUAGCAUUGAAUACUGGAUAAUGGAGAUCAUUAGAUUAUAUUACAUUCGAUUUAACGUUAUUGUCAUUGAACACAUUGCCUGUUGAUGUCCUUAAUGAGGGAGUCGUGUCUACACUGAAACAAAGUUUCCCAGAUGUGACUGAGGUUCAUAUGGCAAACAAUGUGUCUAGCUUGGGUAUACGUUACUGCGAGGGGAUGAUUAUUGUACACGGAUCUGCAGAUGGACUGCCUAAAUUCCAUGAGAUCAUUAAACUUUGCAUUGUUAAGGAGAAGUUGUGUUUUCUGGUAAAAGACGCAUGUGCUUGGUACAGAGAGCAUUAUGGUGCUUUUGAGCUGUCUGCCUCGCCCAAUACAGAGGUUGCCGUUAUUGAGCUUGCUGACUUGGUAGACCCCUAUCCCCUUGUUGACUACAUGGUUGGGAGUUUGCGCAUGGUAAUGUUGAAAAGAUUCAUCAUUGUUAAAGGUGAGUAUCAUUUUUAAACCUAAAUAGUCUGAGCUCUGGAUAGCAGGCUCUGACAAAAACUGUAAAACCAUUUUUAUGUUCAUCUUUGAUAUAAUCCUAAUGUGUUUCUUUCACCUUGUUUCUGCUCUAGAUUAAAAGGUGUUCCAUAAUGGCAGGUCGGGCGCUUCUGCGCAUCAUCUUUGCCGACCAGUCUGACUCUAGAAAACUGACCCUGGAUUCGGGAAUCCCAGCAACAGUUGAAGAACUGCACACAUUUGUCAAGACAUCUCUUCAAUUGAAAGAGGACUUCCGUCUGCAAUACAUGGAUGUUGACUUUAACGAGUUCAUGAAUCUUACAUCAGUGUCUGAAAUUCAGGAUAAAAGCACACUGAAAGUAAUUUACUCUCCUAUAUUGUCAAAUAUUGAGCCCUCCAUCACUUUGUACACAGUUGACUCAUUUGAUAAGACCUCAAUUACUGGAAGCUCAGAGCCUCUAAUCCCUGAAUCAUCAAUAGCCUCAUGCUGCAGUGAUGAUAUGGUGUAUACGUCAACCCCGCAUCCAUCCCCUGAAGCUCAGGCCUCACAAUUGUUAUCCUGGCCCACAGUUUUUGUGGUUCCUAAGCUCACCUACGAGGCUGAAUUUGAGCUUCAUCUAAAGAAUGCAGAGUUUGAGACAACUGGUACAUACUUCCAGCCUGGCCUAAAGCUGAAAGGAGUCAUUCUUGAUGGCCUAGCCCAAGAAAUGAUCAAAUUCACAAAAUAUCCGAAAGACUAUCAGUGUGAAGAGGUAGCUGCAGCGUUGACGAGGGCCCACCCUUGUUUGGGGCAGCUAGGAUCCAAGACAGGAUUUGGGGGGUGGAAACAGUCUCUUAAGUACAAAAUGCAAAACUAUCGUACAAAGCUUGGCCGUCUUGGACAUCCUGAAAUCCUUGUGAACUCCUUAAAGCACAAGAAAACAGGCCAAGGCAAAGCUGCAGCAAACAUAAAAAAAACAAGAAAAGCUGAAAUAAACUACAUUCCUCUGCACCCAAAAGGCGAAACCACAGAAAGCUUGGAGAACGAGAGAAUUGCCUUAUUGUCAGAACUGAAAAAGCGUGACAAUGAAGUGGUGAUAAAAGCAAAAAUGGAAAAAACCUUCUCCCACAGACGCCUUGAGAUUGUGGAGCAAAGGCCUUUGAUAGGGGACUUCAAAUGCAGAUGGCCUGCUCUGUUUCAGCAGAGUGAAGUGAAUGCGGAGUUUUUGAGGAUCACAACAUCACCACUUCAAUCAAAGUUCAUGUGGCAGCUGGACCACUUCUCAGACAAGCUCUUGAAGAUCUUCAAGACCAAAGGAGGAGUGAAGGGGCACAAAAUCAAGGAAGCCCUUGCAAUAUCAGAUUCGUUUGAAAACAUCCACAUCAAGAGGGGGUGCAUCCUGCGAAGCAUCGCGAUCUACCUCAACGAGGAUCCAGACUCUUUUUUUAAGGAGUAUCAGGCCUCUGCCUCUGAAGAUGCCAAGAGGGACAUGGCAAACACAGUCAUGGGCAUAUACACACUUCAAAGAGAUGUGGAUGGGCAGCCAGAGGACGUGGGAAUUGUCAUCGAAGGCAAUAUAGUCAUGGACAACUUGGGCAGCGUGAUUGUGGGGUUUGUCAUGCUAUUGGGACUUAUUUAUGCCCUGGAUUUGAGCUUUCCGGACAACCUCAAACACACCUUCGAGUUCAUGCAGAAGGUAGUGAUGAAUCUGGAUGGGCACAAGCUGAAUGGUAAAAUCGAAAGUCUGAAGAUCAAGUUGUUCGAUUGAAAUGUGAAAAAGAAGUGACUCAUGAGUUCAUUGUUGUCAUUUUAUUCACGAGUUUCCUAGUCAGAGCAGAUUGAGCCGUUAUAUCAAUCAUUUGUUCUGUGCUUUUCUGUAUUUGUUUCAACACACUGUAACACUAUUUCCAUAUGUUGGUGUUUGCAGUGCACUCUUUAUGUUAUGUGUUAUUGUCCUGUUAGAAGAGCAGUGCAUACCCCUGUUAUAUUGUAUUCAUUGUAUUUGGCAAAGGGAGAUUUGUAAGUUAAUUAUAGGAGUUCCAUUUCUCUGCCAUUUUAAAAAUGGUAUUAUCUUUCAGAAAUGUUUUUCAUCUUUCAGUGUGAAUUCAUUCAUUUUAAAAAGACUGUAUUGAAUGGAGGAUUGUUUUGAAUAAUGUGAAUUUAAAAAUAAAAAAAACUAAACCAUGUUUUCUAUCAUGUGUAACACAUUUUUAUUAAAUUAUAUUUAACCUCAUUAUUUCAUUUUCAAUUAAUUAAAUAGGAUUUAGGUGGACUAGCAUUAUUUAAAUUCAUAAAGGUAAUGUUAUCAUUUUACUUAAACUCUAUUUGAAAAAUUUGAGUUGGACUAACUCAUUUACAUUAUACUGCAUGGAUGCCAUUAGUUUGAGUUUGUGCCACAUAUAUUUAUUGGAUGGAAAACCUGCCAACAAUAAAAUUGAGUUAAUCCAAUGAGUUAUUUC